This is a messenger RNA of Medicago truncatula (barrel medic), 1290 nucleotides long. RefSeq lists its product as uncharacterized. The transcript is spliced from 8 exons. The record is from RefSeq and is a predicted model, not a curated record. Lineage: Eukaryota; Viridiplantae; Streptophyta; Magnoliopsida; Fabales; Fabaceae. Bases 1 to 1083 code for a protein of 360 amino acids.
AUGCUCCAUUGUUGUCUUUGGGAUGAUUAUGCAAAGCAGUUUUCUGAUGCUUUGGCCAGCUACAAUGGUCAUGAUCUAAUCUGCAUCAUUAUCAAGCAUUGUAGGAUUAAACCUGCACAAGGUAAUUAUCCUGUUUGCUUCACUAAUGCUUGGGAUGGCACUCAACUUCUCUUCAAUCCUGUUUGUCCUGAAGUUGCUAAAUUCAAAGAAUUAUUGAAACUUCUUCCAGUUGAUGAUGUUGAUAUGAGUCAGAAUGCAUCUCAGUUUAGUCAAGGAUCUCAGUUAUCAACUCCAACUGAUAUAAUGUCAAAGGCUACUUUUCUCAGUCUCUCUGAGAUUAAUGACAUUACAAAUGAGAUAAUAUGUGUUACUGUUGCUGAGAUAACGAAACUGAAUGCCACUAGAUAUGGAUGGACUUAUGAUGGGUGUAAGGAAUGUACCAAAGUUGUCAAGAUGGAUGAUGGACAGUUGAAAUGUAAAAAUGCUCAUGUUAAUCAGAAGCCUGUUCCGAGGUACAAAGUUGAGGUUCAGGUUGAACAUAAGGGAAGUAAGGCAAGAUUUCUGUUCUGGGACGAGCUAACCGUGUCCAUUUUAGGAAUAUCUGCUACAGACUUGAGGGAGCAGAUGAUUCAGGCUGGCCAUACCAAUCCAAAGACCUACCCUAAGCUCCUUGACAAACUGGUAUUCAAGAAGAAGAAGAUUUUCAAGGUUAAAGCUCACCCUGGCUCAAAUCCAUGCUCUAUUAUACAGUUCAGUGAAAGUGAACAGCUGUUGGGUAAUCUUGAGAAGCAAUUUGGAUUGGAGGAGGAGAGUCAAAUUAAGAAUGUUGCUGGAGAAGCAGUCCUUGCAUUAGAAGCUGUUUCAGAAACCAAAGACCUAUCACUCAUUCCAUCUCUUUCUCUAUGUGGUGAAAAUGAACCAAGUUUUGCUAUGUCCACACCUCCUGCCAAAAGAUUGUCUCAAGAUGAAUCUGAUUCUGCUACAAAGCCUGGUGCUGAAGAUAUUCAGCCAACCCAACUUUCAUCCACUAAGUUUGCCAACAACCGAAAGUAUCCAAAGACGCCUAAGCUUGAGAAGAAGUAGGUCUUACCAGGAACAUCUUUUGAAGGACAAUAUCUAUGUUAAAUAUGUAGAAUGCUUAACCUAUUUUGUGUCUAACCAACAAUGACUAUUUUGUUGUGAAUCAGAGUACAAGCCAUGGCUAACUCUUGAUGCACAAUCUAAAGCAUCUAUUAUUUGUUGUUUAUGUUUGUCAUGUGAUUGUAGUUGUUUAUGGGCCUACCAGUUAUG